Messenger RNA from Closterium sp. NIES-67, 2802 nucleotides. The record is from the annotation of a GenBank genome assembly. NCBI's taxonomy places the organism in Eukaryota, Viridiplantae, Streptophyta, Zygnematophyceae, Desmidiales, Closteriaceae.
UCAUCCGCCUUGAGAUCAUCUCUCGUCGAACCGACAGAAUUCGUACUCUAGUAGGCUUCCAUAAGAGCACGCGCUAUAUGUACGCAGUUUGACUCGAUAAAGCAAUGAUGGCUUCCAUGGGACCGCGUACGCGGCCCGGAGCCUCGGGUCCAACGCAGGGUUCCACGUCAGCAUCCUCCUCCUCUCCCUCUAUCCAGCAGUCUACUAAUUCGCAGGACCCGUCACGCGGUAAUAACAACCGCGUUAUAAUGCUAAUAGCCGCAUUACCGUUAGGCCUAGCCGCGUUCGCUUUUAUCCUCCACUUGCAGGGUGAUUUCGAUAUGUUAGACGACGGGCAGCCGCGGCUGCCUGGGUGGCAUCAGGUGGACUCUAGCAAACAGGACAAGAGCGUGAUGACGUCAUCAGAUGCCCCGUGCAACACGGCGAAGAGCUUUAAACCGGGGUUGUAUCCGAACCCGUCGAUUAAGGUGCUGGGGAAUCUGCAGGAUAGUCCGAAGCUACUAAUAACUACGACCACGUCGGGCGGCGCGCAGCAGAUUCUGCCGUGGAUUAUGUACCACCGCGCGAUCGGUGUGCAAUACUUCAUCCUAUUCGUGGAGGGGAAGGCCGCUUCGCCGGAAAACGUGGCGAUAUUUGAAUCCAUGGAGGGCGUGACUGUGGUGCAGCGCACCAAGGAGCUAGAAGACCAGCAGGCCAAGAGCCGCGUGUGGAACGAGACGUGGCUUGCCUUCUUCUUCUACAAACCCUGCAACUACGAGCUAUUCGUGCGCCAGUCACUCAACAUGGAGAUGGCGAUUGUCUUCGCCAGGGUGUUAGGAGUGGAUUGGAUCUUCCACGUGGAUACGGACGAGCUGCUCUACCCGGCUGGCACAGCCGACUUCUCCCUCCAACGCCUCAUCCACGACCUGCCCAGUGAUGUGGACCUCAUCGUGUUCCCUAACUACGAGAGUGUGGUGGAAACACCUGAUGUGGGAGACUCAUUUACUGAGGUUACCCUGUUCAAGAAGAAUUACGACCAUGUAACCAGAGAGGCCUACUUCGCCCAUUACAGAGAUGCGGCACAUGGCAACCCCAACUACUUCCUCACCUACGGCAACGGCAAGUCAGGGGCGAAGAUGCAGCCGCACCUGAGGCCCAAUGGGGCGCACAGGUGGCACAACUACAUGAAAGUGCCCAAGGAGAUCAAGCUGACGGAGGCAGCAGUGCUGCACUUCACCUACACGCACUUCUCAGACCUCACAUCUCGGAGGGACCGCUGCGGGUGCAAGCCCAACUCGGAGGACGUGAAGAAGUGCUUCAUGCUGGACUUCGACCGCCUGGCCUUCAUCAUUGCAUCUACACAGACAGAGGAGCAAAUGUUUCAAUGGUAUAAGGACCAUGUUCUGUGGUCAGACCGAGACAUGAUAGAGAAGCUGUUAAAGAAGGGGAUUUUCGGCCGCAUCCAUACACCCCAGCUUAUCCUUCGCAGCAUAUAUGCCACUGGAAUCAUCAACCGUACUCUUGACGCAGCAAAAGAGAAAUGGAAACGCCGCAGCCAGCAGCAGCAGCAGGUGCUGCAGCCACAGUUGAUACAGCAGAAACUGCAGCAGCAGCAGCAGGAGAGGCGGCAGCGGCAGCAGCAGCAGCAGGAGGAGGCACAGCAGAAUGGCAAGCAACAGCCAGGGAAGGAGCAUGAAUCUGUGGAAGAUACAGAAGAGGAGAGUGGUGCCGUUGCUGCUGCUGCUGGUGGUGCUGGUGCUGGUGCUGCUGCUGGUGCUGGUGCUGCUGCUGGUGGAAAGGGAGGGGGGAGCAGUGGAGCACAGCUGCUGCAACAGGCAGUGGACAAAGCACAGAGGGAGGAGCAGCAGCGACGGCUGGCUCUGGACACAGUCUCUCACUUCGUCUCCGACAGCAUUCGGGGCGGUGCAGCAGGGCAAACUCAGGCCAAAACCGCCACUGCUGCUGCUGAAAAGACAGGGUUGGGAGAAGAUAGGGCCGGUGCAGGCCGGGUUAGGUUCGGUGGAGGUUCGGGUGUGGCCGGUACGGCUGGAGGCAUGGAAGCGGGUGGUCUUGGUGGUGGUAGUGGUGGUGGCGGUGGGGGUGGGGGUGGGGGGGGCAGUCGUUUGUUCAGAGGAGAUGCUCUUGACUCCUCAAGGCUAGCAGAUAGGGGCGCUGCAGACAGGGCUGCUGCACACACAGGUGCUGCUGGUGCUGCUGGUGCUGGUGCUGGUGCUGCUGGUGCUGCUGGUGCUGCUGGUGCUGCUGGCACAGCAAUGCACACAGCCACGCACACAGGGGCCGACAUGGAAAUGCACACCCGGGCGAUUGCAAGGAGGCGCCUGCUGGCAGCGCAAGAGGUGCAAUCAGUUCACGAGGCAUUGACAGGGAGGGGAGCGGUGCAGGGGGUGGUGUGGAACGGGGAGGGCACUGAAGGGGUGCUGGCUGGAGUCCAGAUGGAGGGGGCUGCUGCUGUGCCCCCGUUACCAUCUCCUGUUCCUGACGAACUGUGACUUUUUAGUUGGCUCAAAAUUCACCUCGUUACCAUAUCGGUUCAAAAGUCACCUCGUUACCAUCUCCUGUUCCUGAUGAACUGAAGCUGUUACAUGGUUCCUAUCUACACCACAAUUGCAACUAUCGGUACUCGGAUAUGACUAUGCAUGGUCCGUCCUAUCAUAAUUAGUAGUUGAGUAAAAUAGAAGGAUACAGGGUUUAUAGACUAGGGAUUGUACCCUCGAAGGCACAAUCCAGUAUAGUCUACAGUAACUACAUAAGUUACAUUUGACACACCCCCUAGACUAUAUAGGGGCAAUGCUUAACAAGAGA